ACUUAAGGAACCAAGUAAAAUUCCCGCAUUUACAUGGCUGUUCUAUAGGAUCUGCUCCCAUUCCACUCUCUCUCUUUCUUCUUUCUCUCCCUAUAUAGCUUGUGUCGUGAGCACUGCAAUUCUCACCGGAAAACCCAACGUUGCCGUCAUAUAUGCUAAAUGUGUUGAAAAUGGCCGGAAAAAGUAAGAUUCUUAUCAUCGGAGGGACGGGAUACAUCGGGAAAUUCAUAGCUGAAGCAAGCGCCAAGGCCGGUCACCCGACUUUUGCUCUCAUCAGAGAGUCCACCGUUUCAAGUCCCACAAAAUCCAAGAUUAUCGAGAGCUUCAAGAACUCCGGCGUCGCUUUAAUCCAGGGAGAUCUAAAUAAUCACGAGAGCUUGGUGAAUGCGAUAAAGCAGGUGGAUGUGGUGAUCUCCACAGUUGGUACUGCAAUGGUACCCGAUCAAGUCAAGAUCAUUGCCGCCAUCAAAGAAGCUGGGAACGUCAAGAGGUUCUUCACUUCUGAGUUUGGAAUGGAUGUGGAUCGUGUCCAUGCUGUUGAACCUGCAAAAACAGCUUUCCAGACGAAGUCUCAAAUCCGCAGAGCUGUGGAGGCUGAGGGAAUUCCGCAUACUUUUGUGUCUUCCAACUUUUUUGCUGGCUAUUUUCUUCCAACGUUGUGCCAGCCAGGAGUCACAUCCCCACCAAGAGACAAAAUUGUUAUCUUAGGGGAUGGGAAUCCAAAAGCAAUUUUUAACAAAGAAGAUGACAUUGGAGCCUAUACCAUCAAGGCUGUGGAUGAUCCAAGAACCUUGAACAAAAUCCUCUACAUCAAUCCCCCAGGCAACAUAUACUCCAUGAAUGAGCUUGUAUCCUUGUGGGAGAAAAAGAUUGGCAAAACCCUUGAAAGGAUUUACGUUCCAGAAGAGCAGGUGUUGAAGAACAUUCAAAAGGCCUCGUUUCCAAUGAAUGUGGUAUUAGCAAUCAGUCACGCUGCUUUUGUUAAGGGAGAUCAGACAAACUUCGAGAUUGAACCAUCCUUCGGAAUGGAGGCCUCUGAGCUUUAUCCCGAUGUCAAAUGCACCACCGUGGACGAGUACCUUAAUCAAUUUGUCUAGUCAAUAGAACUUAUUGGCAGCAUUCUGAAUUCUGAUCUGUCUUAAAAAAUUUACAGAUUAGUUGUUCCUUUAUUGAGCCAUUUCAGGGGAUUCCAAGGAAAGUGGAUACAUACUCUAUUCACAUGUAAUUAUUAUGCUGAGGUUAAAUCGAAUUUGAAGGUUUUUGGUCUCAAAUGGAUGAUAUAUAUAU
This is a messenger RNA of Cornus florida, 1287 nucleotides long. Its product is annotated as phenylcoumaran benzylic ether reductase Pyrc5-like. The record is from RefSeq and is a predicted model, not a curated record. NCBI's taxonomy places the organism in Eukaryota, Viridiplantae, Streptophyta, Magnoliopsida, Cornales, Cornaceae. Gene Ontology annotation, molecular function: oxidoreductase activity. Bases 153 to 1097 code for a protein of 314 amino acids. The transcript has 5 exons.